GUAGGUCACAGUAGGUCGUGUGAGACGGGCUUGUCAACGAUAAUCAGCAUUGACGACGCUUGGAGAAUGCUCGCACUUCGUCCCUUUUGGGGACGAAGUACUGGUCUAUGGAUCAUGUGACCGACGAACAAAAUGGCUGCCCCCGGUAAGGACGAUUUUCGCUUUUUUAGCCAAAUUCUGCUGGUUUUCUGUGUUUUCUGUUCGUCAAAUGCAUUGUUCCAUUACCGAAAUGGUUUCCUUGGUUCUCCUCGAGUUUCUGCGAAUGUGACUUUACCACCUGAUGAAUGGUUCAUACAGAAAUUAGAUCAUUUCAACGCUGCAGAAACAAAAAACUGGAGACAGCGCUAUUUCACAAAUGCCUCAUUCUACAAAGCUGGUGGUCCAGUUUUCUUAAUGAUAGGUGGUGAAGGCACAGCUAAUGCGAAUUGGAUGGUGGCAGGCCAGUGGCUGAGAAAUGCUAAGAAGUACAAUGCCUAUUGCCUCAUGCUGGAACAUAGAUAUUAUGGGGAAAGUCAUCCAACAAGCAGUAUGACAACUGAAAAUCUCCGAUAUUUGAGCAGCGAACAAGCCCUUGCAGAUCUGGCAAAUUUCCGAAAUAAAAUGGCAGUGAAACUGGGUUUCGAGAACAACAAAUGGAUUGCCUUUGGAGGGUCCUAUCCAGGCACCCUUGCUGCCUGGUUCAGAAUGAAGUACCCACAUCUUGUUGCUGGAUCUGUAGCGACAAGUGCUCCAGUAUUUGCCUUGGUAAACUUUAAAACGUAUCUCUCUGUGGUGAGGGACUCGCUAAACACAUUCAGCAGCACCUGUAACCCCCAAAUCAAAAAGGCAAAUGAAGCUAUAACAAGCCUGCUAGCAGACGCAAGUGGACGAGAAAAACUAGCGAAGAUGUUUAUGACGUGUGAUCCAAUUGAUCCAACAAAUGAAAAUGACAUGGCCAAUUUCUACAAUUUGCUGUCCUUGAACUUCCAGAAUGUUGUGCAGUACAACAAAGACAAUAGAGCUUUUGAGGGUGCAGUCGACACACAGCUUACCAUAGACUUACUCUGCAAAAUGAUGAAUGAUGACAACAUUGGUGACACUCUUGGCCGCUAUGCUGCUGUAAACGCUCUGGUCCUGAAAACGUACGGCACAAAAUGUCUCGACUUCAAAUAUACAAACUACAUCAAGAAUAUGCAAGUGACUGAUUGGACGUCAAAGGAAGGAGUUGGAGGUCGUCAGUGGAUGUACCAAAGCUGUGUGGAGUUUGGUUUCUUCCAGUCCUCAGAUUUAAAGGAUCAGCCGUUUGGCCAGCACUUUCCCAUUAAAUUUUUUACCCAACAAUGUGCUGACAUCUUUGGUCCAAAGUUCACACUCGAGCUCCUCCAGCGUGGCAUCAAUGAAACCAACACGAAUUAUGGCGGUUAUCACAUGAAAGUCACAAAGGUGGUCUUCCCAAAUGGUGCUAUUGACCCAUGGCAUGCACUUGGCAUCACCAAGGACUUAAAUCCAACUGCAACUGCUCUCUAUAUUCAAGGGACGGCUCACUGCGCCAACAUGUACCCAGACAGUCCUGAUGAUCCACCCCAGCUGAAGCAAGCCAGGCAGAAGAUAGAGGACUUGGUCGGUCAGUGGAUAGCAGCCAAAUAGACGAUAUUCCUCUGUAAGGAAGCAGCGUCUGAUGUAGCCGGCAAGUUAUUGACAUGUAUGAUGUCGCACAACAUACUCAAGACUUCUGAUGUAAAAACAAUAUUCAUUGUAUUCUUGGUGGUAGGGACAUCUUUUUGGAACAUCCUGUAUAUGAGCUGCAACUUGCCAUCCAGUGAAACUGUUUGUAUUAACUAGUAAAAGCUGAAAGCUGUGCUAAGAAUUGUGUGAUCAACUUGAUUAUUUUGCCAUAAAGAGAUAAAAUUUAUAUUCUCUUCACCAUAACGUAUAUACAUGAUGUGAUAUGUUCUAAAGCAUGAAAUGGAAAUAAAUUUAUAUAUAUUUCUUAAA
Messenger RNA from Lineus longissimus, 1974 nucleotides. RefSeq names its product putative serine protease K12H4.7. Gene Ontology annotation, biological process: proteolysis. The transcript has 10 exons. Bases 133 to 1626 code for a protein of 497 amino acids. The record is from RefSeq and is a predicted model, not a curated record. NCBI's taxonomy places the organism in Eukaryota, Metazoa, Nemertea, Pilidiophora, Heteronemertea, Lineidae. Gene Ontology annotation, molecular function: dipeptidyl-peptidase activity; serine-type exopeptidase activity.